Molecule: messenger RNA, 2019 nt
Organism: Penicillium roqueforti
Lineage: Eukaryota; Fungi; Ascomycota; Eurotiomycetes; Eurotiales; Aspergillaceae
Product: GMC family oxidoreductase
Exons: 3
Coding region: 1-2019 (672 amino acids)
Molecular function (GO): oxidoreductase activity, acting on CH-OH group of donors; flavin adenine dinucleotide binding
Source: RefSeq, a predicted model, not a curated record
AUGCGUUUUCCUGUGGUAGUUGGGCUAUUUUCCACUCUUUCAAUUGUCUCAGCUAUUGAUCAUAGACCGGAUCAUCGAUAUCAUGAUGCACACAGGAGGUCUUCGGAUAACUCCACCACAGAAUAUGAUUAUGUUGUUGUUGGCUCUGGCGCCGGAGGUGGCCCUGUAGCGGCACGAUUGGCCAUUGCAGGCUACAAGGUUCUUCUUCUAGAAGCAGGAGAUGACCAGGGAAAUGCGACUCAGCAAAUUGUCCCCGCUCUGCAGCUCCAGUCCACCGAAUACGAGCCGAUGAGAUGGGAUUAUUUCGUGAAUCACUACUCGAACUUGACUCGUCAGGAAGAAGACAGCAAAAUGACUUACCGGACACCUGCUGGUGACCUCCAUGUUGGAAGCAAUGCGCCCAAUGGGUCUGAACCUUUGGGAAUUUUAUACCCUCGAGCCGGUACUUUAGGUGGAUGCUCUGCUCAUAAUGCCAUGAUCACGAUCUACCCGUACGAGAAUGACUGGGAGCAACUGGCCAGUCUCACUGGCAAUGAUUCAUGGUCUGCCUCGAAUAUGCGACAAUACUUCGAGAGACUAGAGCGCAACCGAUACCUUCCCAGCAGCAUCAUAGGCCACGGAUUCGACGGAUGGCUUACAACGAGCCUCACAGACCUGCGUCUUGUCAUUGAAGACCAAAAGCUUCUGUCCUUGAUCCUGGCCGGUGCGACCGCCGCGGGUCAAACACUGCUGGGCAAACUGAUCACUACGGUCACGGGCCUCGCCCGAGUUCUGCUGCGUGAUCUUAACAACCCCCUUCCUUCGCGUGACUACGAGGAGGGUCCAUACCAAGUCCCUCUCGCCGUAGAUGUCCCCGAAUAUAAGCGGACAGGUCCUCGAGAAUUCCUCAUGAAGACAGUCAAUGCUGUAAACUCGGAUGGUUCGCGAAAGUAUCACCUUGAUAUCCAGUUGAACACCUUGGUAACCAAGCUCCGGUUCGAUACCACCGGAGCGAAGCCACGGGCUACCGGUGUUGACUAUCUUCGAGGACAGAGCCUCUACCGUGCAGACCCCCGGGCUUCCCAGACAUCGUCUAAUGGAACACCGGGUAGCGUGAGUGCUUCUCGUGAAGUGAUCCUGUCUGCAGGCUCAUUCAACACCCCCCAGCUGCUGAAGCUGAGUGGUAUUGGCCCAAAGGAGGAGUUGUCCAAAUUUGGAAUCUCAACCCUGGUGAAUCUCCCCGGCGUCGGUCGUAAUCUUCAGGAUCGGUACGAAAUAGGUACAGUGGGCAAGUCACCCACCGAUUUCGUCCUCACAUCGAAGUGUACCUUUUUGUAUUCUCUUCCCGACCCCUGUUUGGAACAGUAUGAAAACAAUCCUUUGUUCAAAGGUACAUAUACCACCAAUGGAAUCGCCAUCGCCAUCAUUCGCAAGUCGUCUGUUGCAGAAGAUGAGCCCGACCUACUGAUCUCAGGAGCACCCGUCAACUUCCCCGGCUAUUAUCCCAACUACUCCUACGAGGGUCUCAAAGAUGCCCAGCACUGGACCUGGAUUACGUUAAAGUCGCGCUCUCGCAAUAACGCUGGUACAGUUGAGUUGCGCUCUACCGACCCGCGUGACAUGCCCCUUAUCAACUUCCACUCGUUCGAUACCGGAGUGACCACAGAUGGUGCAGAUGACAAGGACCUGCAGGCUGUAUAUGAAGCAAUGCAGUUCUCCCGCACAAUAUUCGAUGACCUUAUUCCCCUUGAUGGCGGGUUUGAAGAGGUCUGGCCGGGACCCAAUGUCACUACUGAGAAUGAACUGAAAGACUUCAUUAAAAAAGAGGCAUGGGGUCACCAUGCCUGCUGUACUGCUGCAAUUGGAGAAGAUGGAGAUCCUCAGGCUGUGUUGGAUGCGGACUUCCGUGUUCGUGGGGUUGACGGCUUGCGUGUUGUGGAUGCUUCGGUCUUUCCUAAGAUUCCAGGUUACUAUAUCGCCCUACCCAUCUAUAUGAUCAGUGAGAAGGCUGCCGAGGUUAUCAUUGCAGAUGCCGUAUGA